CAACAAAUAUGGCGGCCCCCGACGAGCACUCCGAUGUUGCGGACACUCGGCUCACGAUUGACCUCAUUCAGAUGGAUCUACAAACUGCCGAUGAUAGCGUCGCAUGUACGCGGACCGUGGCGGUAAAGCGGGAUCCAGAAAUCUCGCUCUUGUCGCCGAUGACCGGUACGCAGCCGCUCGUUUGGUCGCACGAUCAUCGGCUAGCAGUGUGUACGGCCAGCUCGUUGGCAGUCAUGGAGCUAGUUUGCGACAUUCACAGCAGCAAACAGGAGCUGAUAUUCAACAGGACUUCCAUUCCCGUCCCGGGUAAUGCUUACGAAAUGCAGGUUGGACCCCCAAAAGAGCAGGUUAAAGCCAUGAAGCACUUUAGAACACAUCCUGACCUCCCCACCAAGCAAGAGUUCAAUUGGGAUCGCGUGAUGAACCCCUCGGGAGUCUCAUACAAAGGAAUUAAAUACGCUAGUUGGUCGCCCCUCGGUUGCGAUUCCAGCGGGCGCUGCUUGCUGGCGUGUCUCACCCUUGACCACAGACUCACCGUCCAUCACAGCCACAAGCGUCUGGAAUGGACCACGCUGGUCGAUCUCAGCGCCAAGUACGGCGAGAUGCUACGAGAGCGAGGCUACGUCGAACAAGACGACCAGCUGCCCGAGAAGAACAUUUUGGACUCUGAGGAGCUGUGGCGAAGGUACCGAAUGCAGACGCCGGUGAGGAUGGAGUGGUCCAGCGUUUACAAGCUCAAACAGAUGCAGCCUGACAAUUCCUGCCUCAAUGUGGAGAUUGUCCUCCUGGCCGUCCUGAUGGAAAACGGCAACCUCGUUUUGUGGAAGUUUGCUCUGCCCUUCGAAAGCGGCGCCGACGUGGUUUUUUACGAAGCCGUCGAUUCGGGCCUGAGCAGUCCCAGCGAUCUGGCCUGGUGGGAGUAUGAACACGCAGAUCGGCGCAUGAGCGGCUUGAUCGUGGGCAGCGAGCUGGGCCCCGUUAAGAUCAUGCCGGUCACUCUAACGGGGGUCAAAGGUUACUUCACCCUACGACACCCCAUCGCCCUCUGGAAGGAGUGCGACCGGAUCGCGGCGGAGAACAUCAAUUGCGUCUCGUUGGUCCACCCGCUUGACAAAAGCAGCUGCAGCGUCAUCGUGGCGUCCCGCGGUUGCUACAUCUUCUGGUGUUUGCUCAUGAUUUCUCCCGCCGGACUGAACGUGCACACCUCGCACGUGGUGGGCCUCCACUCCCUCCCCGUGGUCUCGCUGGCCGUCAGCCAACGCGGCACCGUCUACACGUGCUCCACCGACGGCUGGAUGAAGAAGCUGACGCCCAAAUUCACAGAAAAAACUUUGGCUUUCCAACAGGAAGCCAUGUCGUGCCCCGAAGGUUUGGCUAACCGGCGUCUGCACGGGAUUGCGCUGAGCCGCAAUGAAGCAUACAUGGCGCUGGUCAGCACGCAAGGCUUGGAUAAUUCCUUCCACUCAUUCCACACGAACUACCAGGUGCACUUUAUGGCGUUAAAAUCGCCGGAAACGGCGGCCGAGCUUCUGCUCAAAUCCCCCACGGAGAACUUGUACAAGCAGGCUGACCUGCUGGACCUCGUCAGGUGGAAGAUUAUAACAAACAAAAGCAUUCCUCAGGCCUUGCAGGAGGAGCUUGAUCAGAAAAUCCGAGACGUGGGCUCUCCCUACUUCUGGCGCCUGAAGCUCUUCUUGGUCCGUUUUCUCUACCAGUCACUUCAGAUGCCGCUCACCGACCACCAUUGGAAACCUUCCCGCGAGCUCAUCGGCGUGCACGAGCAGGCCGAGGACAAAGAGGACAAUGAUUCAAACGUGGCCGAGGAGGAGACUCCAGCGGAGCGGGCGAGGAUCAAUUUGGUGGAGAGCCACCUUGUGAAGGAGAACAUAAAGAGGUUGCUUGGGGAGGUCUACCUCAACACCCAGAAAACCGAGAAGACCUGCAUUCCCACCAGCGGCCUGGCUGAGCAUCUUUUGAAGGACUCCCAUGACAAAAAUGCAGAGGUCCUGAUCGGUCACAUCAAGAAAAAGAUGAACAAGCAGACGUUCCCGGAGUGCUGUAGCUUGUGUCAAGAAGCGCUGCCCUUCAAUGACCACAAGCAAGCGGUGUGUCCAAAUGGACACGUGUGGCUCAGGUGCGUGUUGUCCUACCAGGCGUGCCAGGCUCUGAGCUUCAGACGCUGCCUUUUGCAGGACGGCAUCUCCGGAAUGCCGCAACCUGAUGAGCCACAGUGGAUCAAGAAGAUCCUCAAGACGUCUUGCUCGCUCUGCGACUCGCCCAUGAUUUAGAGGCGAACGGCAGUUUGAGCAAAUUCCCGCAACCGCCUGGGUUUUUACAAUCGUCGGAAUGUUUUCAUCACAGAGUUUUUAUUUAUGUUUUAAAAUUGGAAAUAAAAGUCUUUGAAGAUA
Syngnathus acus (greater pipefish) is the source of this 2408-nucleotide messenger RNA. RefSeq names its product general transcription factor IIIC, polypeptide 4 (gene gtf3c4). Gene Ontology annotation, molecular function: histone acetyltransferase activity. The coding region runs from base 9 to 2288 and encodes 759 amino acids. NCBI's taxonomy places the organism in Eukaryota, Metazoa, Chordata, Actinopteri, Syngnathiformes, Syngnathidae. Gene Ontology annotation, biological process: transcription initiation at RNA polymerase III promoter. The transcript is spliced from 5 exons. The record is from RefSeq and is a predicted model, not a curated record. Gene Ontology annotation, cellular component: transcription factor TFIIIC complex.